Molecule: messenger RNA, 334 nt
Organism: Staurois parvus
Lineage: Eukaryota; Metazoa; Chordata; Amphibia; Anura; Ranidae
Source: the annotation of a GenBank genome assembly
ACUGAUAGGUGGCACUGACUGGCAUCACUGCUGGGCACUGACUGGUGCCACUGACUGGCAGCACUGCUGGGCACAGGUGGGUGGCACUGGUGGGCACACUUGUGCGACAAUGCUGGGUGGCACAGGUGGGUGCACUGCUGGGCACAGGUGAAUGCACUGUUGGGCACAGGUGGGCGGAACUUGUGGGUGGCACUGCUGGGCACCGAUCAGGGCACUGAUAAUCAGUGCCCUGAUGAUCGGUGCCGAUCCCCGCUCUAACAACUGCCGGUUCUUGGCAAUACUUUCCUCACGAUCUGACAGCUGAGGAAAGGCAGCCGAGAACCGGCAAUUGCAU